AUGUCUGAAACUGAUUCAGAGGGACCACACGAAAGUGUAGAUAGCUCCUUCAUGUUAGUUUCUAUUCAGCAUGACACUAUUCAUGAGGAAAUGUCUCGUAGGUUUUCCGAUUUAAAUAAUUAUAACCAUUUGGAUCGAAUGCCGCAAGACUUGGGAAUGCAAGAUCCCAAAGCUUGUAGAUUGGAAAUCGACCUCAACCCACCUCUAUAUCAUGACUUUGAGAUGGAGAAGAGAAACAAGAAGAAGAAAAGCAGGAGGAGGAGGAGGAGGAAAGGGAGGAACAAGAAAAACAACACAAGUGAAGAUGAUGAAGAUUCCGAUGGAGCAGAUACAAGUUCAUAUUAUCUCGAUAUUGAACAAUCUAUCACGAGUCUAUGUUCAAAUACAGAUAACAACAAUUCCACUACUGGAUAUGUUCUAUGGAAGACCACAAUCAUGUUUAUUGCAUGGGUAUUGUAUGAAGAAGCCUCUAAACCGUUGAGAAAUGGUAUGGAAGUAACACUAUUGCGUAAUGAUUCUUGGUCUGAUAAUUCAGAUCUUGAAACUAGUGAUUAUGACUUCUCUCGAAUGUUUGUCCCUAGAUUGUUUAAUACAAAGACUGCAGGUUAUUACGGUAACACUGAUAAUAAUAAGAAUAAUAAUAAAGCCAUAGCAUCUAUUAUUGAAUUAGGUUCGGGUAUAUCAGGGAUAUUACCCGUUGUCUUGGGGAAUCAUGUAGAUAAUUAUAUUUGUACUGAUCAAAAGGGUAUUUUGAGUAAAUUACAAUCCAAUAUCAAAAACAACCUGAAACAAUUGAACAAGAGAGAGAUUAUUUCCAAAUCUUUGAAUAUAAAUUAUGAUAAUGGUGAAGCGACCUCUAAAGACAAGAAACAACAAGAAAUAAACGAAGCAGCAGACAUCGCUGAUGACAAGACUAAUAAAAGAAAUACACAAAAGAGAGACAAGCAGACAAUUAAUUUAGAAGUGCUACCGUUAGAUUGGGAAACGUUCAAGAAUGCGGCAGAUUAUCCAGAGUUUGUUCGUAUCAAUAAUUCAAACACGAAUCCAAACUCCGUUGUAUAUAUGCUUGCCAUGGAUGUCAUCUAUAAUGAUUACUUGAUUACACCAUUCUUAGAGACAGUCGAUAAGUUAAGAACUUUCUUCUUAAAGAAGACUAGGCAUGUCCGCAUCAUUGUUGGUGUUCAUUUAAGAAACUAUAAUGUAAUCGUGGCUUUCCUGGAAAAGGCCCUUGUCCACUUCGGCCUGUCGGUCUAUCUAAUAGACGAUCCAAUGCUCAAGGCCUCUAUAUAUAAUUUCUUCAUAAUUUAG
This is a messenger RNA of Naumovozyma dairenensis CBS 421, 1308 nucleotides long. RefSeq names its product S-adenosylmethionine-dependent methyltransferase (gene RKM5). Lineage: Eukaryota; Fungi; Ascomycota; Saccharomycetes; Saccharomycetales; Saccharomycetaceae. Bases 1 to 1308 code for a protein of 435 amino acids. The record is from RefSeq and is a predicted model, not a curated record. The transcript has a single exon.